This is a messenger RNA of Candidozyma duobushaemuli, 1977 nucleotides long. It is a transcript of the gene YME1, whose product is annotated as i-AAA protease. Gene Ontology annotation, molecular function: ATP binding; metalloendopeptidase activity; ATP hydrolysis activity. The transcript has 2 exons. Gene Ontology annotation, biological process: protein quality control for misfolded or incompletely synthesized proteins; mitochondrion organization. The record is from RefSeq and is a predicted model, not a curated record. Bases 1 to 1977 code for a protein of 658 amino acids. Lineage: Eukaryota; Fungi; Ascomycota; Pichiomycetes; Serinales; Metschnikowiaceae. Gene Ontology annotation, cellular component: mitochondrial inner membrane.
AUGCUCCCUACCCUUUGUCGGAUCCUCCCAAGGAGCUCAGCGCUAGCUAUGCCGUUGGCGGCACGGGCGGUUCCGCUCGCCCGAACAUGGACCCGUUAUUCUCCGGGCCUCGUUCGUCUCGCCUCCACCGCCACCACCUUGCUUCUGAAGAUCGAGAAAUCUGCAAACGCCAGCCCGGCAAACGCCGACAUCCAGCGUUACUUCUACCAGCGUCUUAUGGAACACAACUACCCUCAGAUCGUGGUCCAGAGAUACGAAACUCAAGGCAUCGGCGCCAAUCCAGAAUGUACUCAGCUCUACAUCCAGGCGCUUCAACAAAUGGGACAAACAGCCAAGGCUGAACUGGUGGCAGCACAAAUGGGUGCUACGCCUCAGCUGAACAUGGGCUUUUCCCUGGGAUUUGGCUCUCGGAACGAGCCUGUGCAUGUGGUUGUUUCCGAGUCAAACUUCACCAUCUUGUCCAAAUGGCUCAAGUGGCUUAUACCUAUCGCCUUGUUGACCUACGGGGCGUCUAACGCCUUCAACUUCUUGCUGGAGAACGGCACCAUUUUCAGGUCGUCUGAGGUCACCGACAAGUCCGUCGAUGUGUCCCGCUCUAACGUCCGUUUCAAGGACGUCUGUGGUUGUGACGAGGCACGUGCCGAGCUCGAGGAGAUUGUGGAGUUCUUGAAGGACCCAUCCAAGUUCACCGCUUUGGGUGGUAAGUUGCCUAAGGGUGUGCUCUUGACGGGUCCUCCAGGUACCGGUAAAACCCUUCUUGCUCGUGCUACUGCUGGCGAAGCCGAGGUGCCCUUCUUCUUCAUGUCCGGUUCGGAGUUUGACGAAUUGUAUGUCGGUGUGGGUGCCAAGCGUAUCAGAGAGUUGUUCAACCAGGCCAGAGAGAAGGCUCCUGCCAUUGUUUUCAUUGAUGAGUUGGACGCCAUCGGAGGAAAGCGUAACCCUAAGGACCAAGCCUACGCUAAGCAGACCUUGAACCAGCUUCUUGUGGAGUUGGACGGUUUUUCACAGAGUGAAGGUAUCAUCAUUAUUGGUGCUACUAACUUCCCGCAAUCUUUGGACAAGGCGUUGACCAGACCUGGUCGUUUCGACAAGGAGGUUAUUGUGGAGUUACCUGACGUGCGUGGCCGUGUUGAUAUCUUAAAGCACCACAUGGAGAACGUUGAGACUGCCGACAAUGUUGACCCAAGUAUCAUCGCUAGAGGAACCCCAGGCUUCUCUGGUGCCGAGUUGAUGAACUUGGUCAACCAGGCUGCCGUUCACGCUUCUCAGCUUUCAGCACUUGCCGUUGACAUGAGCCAUUUCGAAUGGGCUAAGGAUAAGAUCUUGAUGGGUGCUGCCAAGAAGAAGAUGGUCAUUACGGAAGAGUCUAGGAAAAACACUGCUUAUCACGAGGCUGGCCACGCUAUCAUGGCCAUGUUUUCUCCAAACGCUACCCCAUUGUACAAGGCUACGAUAUUACCAAGAGGCAGAGCGCUUGGUGUCACAUUCCAGCUUCCAGAGAUGGACAAGACUGACAUGACCAAGAGAGAAUGUUUCUCGAGACUUGAUGUUUGCAUGGGCGGUAAGAUUGCCGAGGAGAUGAUUCACGGUGCCGAUAACGUCACUAGUGGAUGUUCUUCUGACUUGGCUAGCGCCACAGGCAUGGCCAGAGCUAUGGUCACGUCUUAUGGUAUGAGUGACAAGAUUGGUCCCGUCAGGUUGAGUGAUGACUGGGACUCUUGGUCGCCCAAGCUAAAAGAGAUGGCAGACAACGAGGUUCGUACAUUUCUUGUUGAGUCUGAGGAGAGAACAAGACAGAUGUUGAAAGACAAAAAACUCGAGCUUCAAAGGCUCGCAGAGGGCUUGUUGGAGUACGAGACGCUAACUAGAGACGAGAUGGAAAAGGUCGUGAAGGGUGAGUCGAUCAACAAGCCUAAGACGAUGAGUAAUACUAUCGAGGUCAUCAAUGAGCCUGCUCCUAUCCCUGCUGAAGCAUAA